AAUAAAAGUAAACAACGCAUAAGAACGAAGACGAAAAUGUUAUGUAGCGACAGUCACCCGUUCGCAUUCGGAGUCUGUCAUUUUUUGUGAUUCAUAAUGCAUGAAGGUUUUAUAUCCCAAUAAGGAAAGGGACAAGGUUAGAGACAGGCUGAAAACCGAUUUAGCUAUGUUAGCUAUCAGGGCGGCGGAGGAGGAGUCCACUGACAUGGAGGAGAUGGACACCUCGGAACCGAACUGGUGCUGGUUCUACCUGGCUGAGUGUGGAGUGUGGCAUAUGUUCGAGAUUGAUCCCAGUGCGGCCUGCUCUGUGACCAGUGUUCAGAUUGAGCAGUGCUACAGCCGAAACCAGCGAGGUGUGAUGGAGUUCUACACAGCCAAGUACACCUACAGACUGGACUUCUCAGCAAUGCGACAGAUCAAUGUAACGACAGGGAAGCAGCGGCCAAUCAAACGAUCCCUCCACUCUACAACUGGCUUCCGGUUUAUCUGUGAUAAUCUGGCCUUGCCUGUACCGUGUCAUUGGGAGAGAAUCAAUACAGAUGAACCUUUUCAGCUCAUCCAGCUCGGAAGAGACACCUAUGAAUUUAAAGAAGUUGCCAGAUUAUAUGAAAGGACUAUGGAUCAUCCGAUCAAAUCCAUCCAGAGGAUUCAGAACUUGGACUUAUGGGAAUUCUUCUGCAGGAAGAAAACACAGUUGCGAAAAGUCAAGCGCACAUUGGAUAUUGAGGAGCGAAUGCUGUUUCACGGCACAGGGCACAGCAACAUACAAGCUAUAUGUACAUUUAACUUUGACUGGCGGCUGACAGGAAGCCAUGGCGAUGUCUAUGGCAAAGGGAGCUACUUUGCCCGGGACGCCAAAUACUCCAGUAAGUUUUGUCACACCACAGGGAAGCACAACAACGUCCUGCAGCGACACGGACUCGCCCCCCCAAUAUUUGCUACGGAGCCCCCUUACAAGACCAUGUUCCUGGCCAGAGUGCUGGUUGGAGAACACACAGUGGGUCACCCUAUGUACUGUAGACCCCCCUCCAAGGAUGCCAGCUUCACCAACUUCUUCGACAGUUGUGUGGACGAUAUGGCCAAUCCAAAGAUCUUUGUCAUUUUCGACAGCAAUCAGAUUUACCCGGAGUAUCUGAUCGAGUUCUACUGAAGCUUAAAAAUAAGACUUUUUGGUUUUUUAUAGAGGCUGGUUCUCGAACAAAGAAAAAAUAAAGACACUAUCACAUGACGGGAUGAAUAUUGGAAAAAAGAAGCGGCUUAAGAGACAUUUGUUUUUUCCUUCAGUCAGAUCCGGUGCCUAACUGGAGCAUAAAGUGCCUUUGGGGAAAUCAGAAAGACAAUAGAGACUUUGUGUGGAGUUUGUACAACACAUUCUAAGAGUGUUUCUGCAACGUCGAAAGAAAAAAGAAGUCGGUCAAUGUGGCAAUUUUUUAUCAAAUGCAAAAAUCUGUGCUCACUUGUCCAAUCUCCGUGCCCAGUUGUUUAAAAUAGGAGGGACAGUUGCAGCCUUUAGGUCACACGUGAUGUUCUGCCAUCAGCCACAGCCUCUCCUUCACAUACACAGUGCCACGCUUGAGCUUAAUUAUGUUCAUUUAGACAUCAUUCCAAAUGACCAAACCAAAAACCAUUCCUGCUCACUCAUUCAUCCCGUCAGUCUCAUCAUCUGUGAUGUUUUAUGUAGGCAUGGAUUUCCUUUUUGUUCUUGUUUAAAAAAAAAACGCUUCUACCUCUGCAUUUUGUUUUUAAAUCAUGCAUCACUGCACUUUCCCCCCUUUCCAUGAAAGGUUUUGUAUUUGUGUCACAAUGACAUAAAGUUGUGAUGUCGUGUUGACUCGUGGUCCUUUAGCAAUAUGUUUCUGUGUGUCCUUCUUUGAAACAUUGGAUUUUGUAUGCCUUUGCAACCAUUCCCAACCAAAACGUAAUAUCUAGCAUCACAUUUGACUUUAAACCAAGUGUGAGGUUAGCGCCUGCUCACACUCUUCUGUGGGGAAUAAGCAGGUUAUCUUUGCACCUGGUGUAUCUUUAAAAAGGAAAAUGAAUGUAGCCAGCACAUGUAUAGUACUGUAAUGAAAACAAACUCACAAUGUAUUAUGGCUUUGCUGUGUUUAUCUGUUGAAUUCAUUGAAUGAUUGAGUGUGUGUUUGAGCGAGGACUACAUAAGGAUUCAUAGUUUCACAUAUAUUUGCCACAAGAUGGCGUAACAGUACAAAAACGGAUCUUUGCAUUUCCUGUUGUAAAUGAGGGAACCACCUGUUGUCUUCAGUCAUAACACAGCUGUGAGUGUAGGGGUUUGUAGUAAAGCUAUAUGCGUGUCUGUAAUUUGCACAUGUUACACCCAAUAAAGUUUUUCAAAUAUG
Trematomus bernacchii (emerald rockcod) is the source of this 2357-nucleotide messenger RNA. Its product is annotated as protein mono-ADP-ribosyltransferase PARP11-like. Bases 101 to 1150 code for a protein of 349 amino acids. The record is from RefSeq and is a predicted model, not a curated record. Gene Ontology annotation, molecular function: NAD+ poly-ADP-ribosyltransferase activity. NCBI's taxonomy places the organism in Eukaryota, Metazoa, Chordata, Actinopteri, Perciformes, Nototheniidae. The transcript is spliced from 8 exons.